UGCCACGUGGCCUCAGUAACUCUCUGACGUCGGUUUUGUUCCUCGCGUGAAACUUUCUUGUGUCUGAACUUCCUGUUGGGCUUCAGGCGCUCAGCGCUGAUCUGAGAGCAGCUCUUCUGCCCGCGGCUGCACCGCCCCGCCCCGGCCGCAGGGGGGCGCCAUGACACCGCCGCGUCACACGCGCGCUGCCUUCCAGUGCUGUCGGAAAUUAGACGACCGGGAAACAACAAAGCAGAAGCCCUCGUCACGUCUGAUGUUUUCUGAUGUAUUUGUAAAGUACGACAUCGCUGGUUCAGGCCAUCAGUCUUCCAAAUCAGAGCGGAAACGAUUAGUUAGUUAAUCGAUUAGUCGGUCGUUUAGGUCGAAAUUCUCUGGUUCUUUAAGAAAAUCUGGAAACUUGUGACAGGGUUUUUUUUUUUUUUUUUUACUAUUUCUGACGUUUUAUAGAUUAUAUAGAUUAUUAUAUUGUUUUAUAGAUUUAACAAUUAAUCAGUGGCUCCAUACAGGUUACUGCCUGACUGAUAAUCAGAGGCCGUACCUGCAAGGCAACGCUCAGGGCUGUAAAAACAACGCAAACUCCUCUGCACACCUUUUAGGUUAAAUAAAAUAUUAUAUUUUUUACGCUCAGUGUUCUCCUGAAAUCUGCUGGAAGUGAACAUUUGGAAAGCGUGAUUUUAUUAACAUGUUGUUUUUAGUCUGACGCUCACUUUACCUGCCGGCUAAUUAAAAAUGAUUUCAGUGUCAAACGCUGUGAACGUCUGGAGGACAGCAAAAGAGAAGAAACGGAAAUAUAGAAAUUCAGUGAAACGCUGCUGCGGCGCUCGUCUGCUCGAUGAAUCCUUUAGUCUGUCUUCUGCCGUUUUGCUUAAAAAGUGACUAAAACGAUUGAUCGGUUAUCAACUAGUUGCCAGUUCGUUUUGUUUCCGCCUACUGACCGGUUAACCGACUAAUUGUUGCAGCGUGUUAAUUAAAUGAAGCUCUGGAUUCGGAGGUUUCCGCGGGUCCCUGAACGCAGCGCAGGCGGGUCUCUGCAGGUCUUGAGUCUCAGCAGCAGCUUGUUGAGUUGGAGUCGCGGGUGGAGAACUGAGGAACCGUUUCAUCACCGCGCAGACUUUCAUUCGAUCCGUUUGUGUGGGAUCGAUCGGAGCCGAUCGGAGCCGAUCGGAUCGAUGGAUUAGAGGAGCGGCUGCUGCACAGGUGAGAGGUGGUGGGGGGCCGGGACGUUGCCGUGAAACCGAACAGCUGUCUGACCUCUGACCUCCGCUGCGGCUGGAGGAGAAACAAACUUUAUUGAAAAGAAAAUUGAUCCGCACUGACGGAAGAAGAUACGUGAGAAGCGCGUGAGCCGCUGAAGCUGAGGUGAGGCAGAUCCCUCGAGUAUCGGUGUGGCGGUGGUUUUCGUCGCGUGCUGGCGCAGACAUGGAGGGUGUGUGCGUGUGGCUGGUGUGUGUGUGCGUGCUGAGUGUGUGUGUCGGGGCUCACAGUUCAUUGGACAGAAGCGACCACGCCCACCUGGACCAUCAACACCAUCAUCUGGUUUCCAACGGCAACAGAGCCUCAGAUCUGUGUGUGCUGGACCAGCAGCUCUGUCAGGACGAGAACUCGCUGCUGAGUUUCGAGGCGAUCUGCAGCAUCCACAAACUGAUGGACGACGACGCCGACGGGUCGGUGGACACGGCCGAGACGGACGAGUUUCUCAGGGAGGAUCUGAAGUAUCACGACCCCAAAGCCAAACACAGCAGCUUCCACCGAGCCGACCUGCACAUCAGCGUGGAGGACAUGUGGACACGCUGGAAGAGCUCCAUAGUGUAUGGCUGGACGGGGCAGCAGGUGGAGGACUGGCUGCUCCGCAGCGUGGAGCUUCCUCAGUACGCAGAGACCUUCAGGAAGCUCCAGCUGGGCGGGAAGGACUUACCCAGGCUGGCGGUGAAGAACACCACCCUGACGGUGUCCCUGUUGAAGAUUUUAGACAGAAGUCACACUCAGAAACUGCAGCUCAAAGCCCUGGACAUCGUGCUGUUUGGACCUCCGGCAGGCCAACAGAACCGGUGGAAGGAUCUGGUUCUGGGUGCGUCCAUCCUGAUGGCGCUGGGCGGCUGCUGGUUCGCCUACGUCCAAACCAGGAAGUCCAGAGACGACCUGGGCCAGCUGAUGAAGGACCUGGAGGGUCUGCAGAGGGCCGAGGAGAGCCUGAUGGACCUGCAGGAGAAGCUGCAAAAGGCUCAGGAGGAGCAGCGCUGCGUUCAGGUGGAGAAGGUGAAGGUGGAGGAGCAGCUGAGGAGCGAGAUUAACUCGGCCAAGGAGGAAGCUCAGCGGCUCCGAGAGCUUCGAGAGGGAACCGAGAACAAGAGGAGCCGGCAGAAAUACGCCGAGGAGGAGCUGGAUCAGGUACGUAUGGCGUUGAAGAAGGCGGAGAGGGAGCUGGAGUUGCGGGCUCACUGGGCGCCACCGGAGGCUCUGCAGAAGUGGCUGCAGCUGACGCACGAGAUCGAAGUUCAGUACUACAACAUCAAGAAGCAAAGCGCAGAGAGGCAGCUGCUGCAGGCCAGAGAGGGGGCGGAGAAGAUCAAGAAGAAGAGGAGUUCUCUGUUCGGGACGUUUCAUGUGGCUCACAGCUCCUCACUGGACGACGUCGACCACAAGAUCCUCUCCGCCAAACAGGCCCUGGCCGAGGUGACGGCGGCCCUGCGGGAGAAGCUCCACCGCUGGCAGCAGAUCGAGUCUCUGACGGGUUUCUGCGUGGUCAAUAACCCGGGUCUGGGAGCGCUGGCUGUCGCCCUCAACCUGGACCCGUCCUUCCUCGGCCUGCGACCUCCGCCCCCGCAGCACCUCCUCCUCUCCGAUGACCUCGACGACAUGGACGAGGACAUCCUGUCUCCUGGGACGAUGCAGUACGCAGCAUGGCAGAUGGACCGGCGAGUGAGUGACCUCUGGCCCCUGAGUGGCAUCGCAGACACCCAGUCACCAUGGAAACACUCGGCUCAGAGUCUGAUGCCCCUGCGACAGAGGAUGGGAGACCCCGCUCUGACAUUCAGCUCUCAGAGGUUGGUUGAAGGGCGUGGCCUGUUCACAUCGUCCCGCCCUCCCAGCGGCCACGCUCGACAGAAUCGCAGCAGCUCCAUUGGCCAGCUGGAGUUCCUCCCCAUGCCCUCCUCCCCUCUCUCCUCCUCCCUGUCUCACCCCUCUAUCGGCCCCACCUCUCCUCCUCCCCCCAACUCCUCUUCUUCCUCCGCCGGAGGCACCGCUCAGUUUUCUGCUCUGCUCUUUCGUGCUUCUUACUUCCAUUCUCUGGAGGCAGCAUCCAGCCUCCCGCCUGCAGGGGGCGCUGCGACGAGCCAGAGGCAGCGCUGUCGCUCUGGCAGCUUCGGGGACAUCAUGAACCGCUCAGACUCUGACUCCGCCCUCCCUCUCUCUCCCGACGAAUCGCGAGGCCUGUACGGCUCCAAGCCCUUCCUCGUCUCAUCCAGGCUCCACCCCCUGCAGGGUCAGGGCUCCGGGGCCGGCGGAGCAGGAGGCCUGGAGAAGAGCUCCAGCCUCGGGGAGCUGAGGGGCAGCGCCGCGGCCACGCUCGCCCCCUCCUGCUCCACCCGCUCCCUCUGCGUCACGUCCGACGCCACCGACGCCCCGCCCGUCUUCUCGUACUCCGCCUCGUCGGGCAGCGGUCGGGGGCCGGGCCUCCAGCUCCCGGCCAGGAGGAGCCCCGCGGAGGAGGAUGGAGGUGAGGAGAGCGAGUCGUCCAGCGGUCGGAGGAGAAACGCUUUUAACAAGAUCUUUAAGAAGAAGCAGGGACGUCACUGAACCGCAAGAAUGACUCUGCUCCUGAUCUCAAAACCUGCUUUUAUCUGCCACCGACUCACGACGAGAUCUUCAUCUUCAUCGCGACGAACGAACCAAACUGUCGCUCACAGGGAACAUCUGUUUUUAACGCUUCGCUCGUCCUUUAUUCAAGCGAUUCUUUCUGAUCUUUGCUGUUAGAUCAGAUUUGGACUCACUGACGCAAAAAGUACGACACAGGACACAAAGCAACCCAGAGGACUUCUUCAUAAAGAGAAACUGUGACAGAAGAUCAUCUUCCAGCUGGACGCAGAUUCAGAGAAGAAAUGUAAAACAUGUACUAUAAAUAAUCGCCUAAUCUUUAAAUUUGACCCUUGUCCAACAGUCUCAGCGUGCAGUGCUAAAAUCAUUUAUGUCCAUUAGAGAAAUAAAUGGGGUUGUAGAAGCCACAGACUGUCACAGGUUUGAUUCUGAAAUACCGAUGAACAAGACACAGAGAAGCUACUCUUAUUGGAAGGUGGGUGUUAGCUAACCAAACAAAGACUCUCCGGCCUCGUGCGAUGACACGCUGCCAAAAGUUUGUCCAAUGAGUGAGCGACUGACGAGUCACGUGACUCAUGUUAACAAGACAAACAGCUAGAAGUGGAUCACAGAGCGCUCUCUGUAACGACGCAGUCGCACUCUUCGAUGUCCAGCCAAUCAGAGAGAGGCGCCGACCUCUCAUUCAGGAAAUAAAUGGAGCAGCAGUAGAAGAAGAGAUGCCGACUGUGACGGCGGUUAAUGGUUUCGUAUGUUUACAGUGUAUCUAGAGUUUCAUACUGCAGCUUCAGGUGGUAUUCACACCAAAUCGGGCGUUGCGGUGAAAACGCCGGUCCUCCCGGUCGUUUGAAUGAGCGUCGUGCGUUUAGGCUGCGGCGGCGGGGACUGCAGGAGCUGCUAAAAAACUAAAUGCAGCAGCCCUGCCGGCUGAAACGAGUCCUCCAGCAACUCCGUUACUAAAAAUCUUAGUUUUAAAUGUUUUGUUUAAUCCAUGUUUCGCACAGACGAUUAUUGCUGACGCCGUGCGAUCAGAGACGUUCAGAUAGCGAGGGGCGCGGGAGACAGGAAGCGUCCAUGAAAACUCGUAACUUGUAACCAGCCGACCACAACGGCUCGACGCCUCUGCGUCAGCGUCUCAGCAGAAAGCUUAACGGCAGCCUCUGCAUGACGGCCGGCGGAGGCUGGCGGCUGCGUUCGUUAACCACGUACAUCAGCGCGGCGGCUAGUUAUGACCCGGAGUUAUUAACCACAGAAAAUAAAAUGCUGCAGUCAGUCUGUGAAGGCCUGAGCUUCAUUCACGUUAAUAUUAUUAUUAAUUAUUAUUAUUAUGUCACAGUUUGUUUCUGCCUCCUGCAGAAGCCACGAAGAGUGAAGGCUCGUGUUACUGAGCUGUGGCCCGGCCGAAGCUUAGUAUAUAACUUAGUAUAUAAACCUUUUUAAAGCAUUUCAGAACACGUUUUCUUUAAAACCCAGAAUGUAACGCGACACUUAAAGGCACAGGACGGGUUCAGUUUCGACAGAUAAUAUCGCUGUAUUCAAUUUAAGCAAUAAAAAUGUAGAUUUUUCUAAAAAGGAAACCAGUUAGUUGUUCACUUUAAGAGACCUGUCUUAAAAUUAUGUCUUUUGCAUAUUUACUAUUUCUCUUUAAUAAAGCAAAAGUAUUUCUUAUCCGAUCAAUCGAUCCGAAUAAUCGAUCGCUGCAGGCCUCUUACCGAGCCGCACAACCCUGCGCUGACCGCUGACCGCUGCCCGCUGCCGCGCCUGACUCGUGACUCCAGCCGGUCCCGAGGGCUGAUGCUGCGUUCGGGUCACAUCGGAGCGAUAGUUAUUACCAGUUUCCGACUUGUAAAUUGUGUUUACGUCAACAUCCAAGUCGCAAUUACGACAUUUUUGAAAGCUUUUUGACUUAUGUACCUUUUGAUGCUAAAUAAUAAACACCUCCCGGCAGGAUAUAUGGAUUAUAGCGCCACAUUCGGCCAUGAACAGAAGUUUUAAACAGUCACGCAGUAAGCGUUUGCGUUGAUGACGACCGUGUGAACGCACUGUUAAACGAGUGUGCGGUGGAUUGUGGGAUGCUGCAGGUCUCCGAGGCUUUGAAACAUUACGACGGAUCCGGUCUGGAAAUAGACUCAGAGGAUCCGGUCUGGAAUCGGGCUGCAGUCUGCCUGUUAACGUGGCAGAUGCAUGAUGGGAACUCACACGGUCUUCUGUAAAUGCCUUUUUAGUUUCAUGAGUUUGUGUACAAGCAGACGACGGUCGGAUUCAACCCUUUUAUCAGAGACUUUCUUAUUUAAAAUCAUCAUUUUGUCAGUUUUAGACAGUUUUAUUUGGAGCUGCGGCGAUUAGUCGAUCACCAGACAAUUAAUUAGCAGCUGCUCUGAUAAUCAAUUUAUCGUUCUCUGUUUCCAGCUUCUCCAGCGUGACGCCGCUUUUAUCUGUUUUAUUUGAUUGUAAACUGAACAUCUUCGGGGUUUUGGACAAAACAUUUUGAAGAAGCAACUUCUGGCUGUCGGAAAUCGACUAAUCAGAAGAUCAAUAAUCAGUUCAGUUUUAGAUGACAUCUAACGUUUGGCUUCUGUUAUCUCUUGAAAAAGUAAGAUUUUGUUGUUAAACUCAGGUAUUAUAUUGAUGUUCGUAUGGAAAGAGUUCCAGUGACACUCGGACGUGUGAUGUUCACACAACUCACCAAAACGAGCCGCGUCCUCGACGAAGACGCCGCUCUGCCGUCCGCCAUCGUCUUUAACGUGUUCUCACUGUUUGAUGUUCACCUGUACAGGAAAUAAAGAUUUUACUUGGAGAUGGAGAAAUAAAAAUAAUGUCAGCAAA
Siniperca chuatsi (mandarin fish) is the source of this 6639-nucleotide messenger RNA. Its product is annotated as stromal interaction molecule 1-like. The coding region runs from base 1420 to 3798 and encodes 792 amino acids. Gene Ontology annotation, cellular component: endoplasmic reticulum; plasma membrane. NCBI's taxonomy places the organism in Eukaryota, Metazoa, Chordata, Actinopteri, Centrarchiformes, Sinipercidae. Gene Ontology annotation, biological process: intracellular calcium ion homeostasis; activation of store-operated calcium channel activity; store-operated calcium entry. Gene Ontology annotation, molecular function: calcium ion binding; calcium channel regulator activity; protein binding. The transcript is spliced from 14 exons. The record is from RefSeq and is a predicted model, not a curated record.